AUGGCGGAUUCGAAAUCGGAGAUUCUCAAAAGGUUGCGCUGCCAUCACUGCGCCGGCCCUCUUACCAAAGAAGCGGAAACUAGCGGCUGGACGAAUCGACCCCUGCUCCGAGACAGUUUUUCCAUGAUUGGAACUGCUGUUGGUGGUACCGCUGGCGCAUUCUAUGGGUUUAAUCAUGUGAUGCCGAUAGUUCAGAAGUACAUAAAAGGACCGAUGUGGGUUCAUUUCUUCAUUGGUGCACCUCCAGUAAUAGUAUUCGCUUCAGCUUGUGCCGGAUUUGCAGGUGGUGCAGUUCCAGCACUAGCACAACUUGCUUCUUCUGGGUAUCAUGCUGCCGUUUCCUCUCCAUCCUUGAAUCCUCCUCAAGAAGAUAAAGUGCACAGGUCCAGAAGUUCUUCUACCUUGUAA
Messenger RNA from Linum trigynum, 408 nucleotides. The record is from the annotation of a GenBank genome assembly. NCBI's taxonomy places the organism in Eukaryota, Viridiplantae, Streptophyta, Magnoliopsida, Malpighiales, Linaceae.